UCGAUACCCAUCCCUAAACUGCACAACUCUGGUUUUUUUAUGUUUUAAAAACAUAUGCGGAAACAAAAAUCAAUACAUUGCUAAUGCAUAGCGAUUGCAAUUGAUUAAGCCAGGUCUAAUUGAAUCCAGCCCGUUGCAGCCACAGUGCCCAAAGCGACGUAACAAACGUAACGAAAAGACAUCGGGACAACGACAUCUCGACAAUGGUGUGUUGUGUGCGUGCGUGUGUGUGUGUUUUGUAUCGUGUUGUCUGAUUGUUUCGUGCGUGCCUCUGCUUGUGUGCAGUCGGUCGGUCGGUCACUUGGUCGGUCAGACGGUUGGACGUAGAGGGUGACACGGGCGAGGAACAGUGGAGCAGUGCAGGGACGGCAGCGGUGGCAUCAGUGCAGCAGCAACAACUACAAAAGCGGCCGCCUCAAAAAAGGAGUGCAAGGCAAUCUCUCUUUCUAGAUCUGGAAUUCGCAGAAAAGCGCAACGCAACGCGACGCUCGACACAAAGACAGCUCGAGACGGCAGCGUGGAUAUCGGUGCGCGGGCCGGACGCUAUCGCGAUCCUAUGUCGCCGAGUGUGAGCCUUUGAUGCGGCCACAGCACAGUCGAUAAGGAACGGCAAUCCCGGUAGCAGGAGCAGCCAUGCUCCCCAUCAGCGAGGAGCAGAGCCAAAAGCAGCAGAACCACCAGCACCAGCCGAGUCCAGACAAUGUUGUGGACGAUGCCGAUGCUCAGGUGGGUGACGGCAGCCUCUGGACAGCCCUGUACGACUACGAUGCCCAGGGCGAAGAUGAGCUGACGCUGCGCCGCGGCCAAAUUGUGGUCGUCCUCUCCACGGACAGCGAAGUGUCCGGCGAUGUGGGCUGGUGGACGGGCAAGAUUGGUGACAAGGUCGGUGUAUUUCCGCGAGACUUUGUCACGGACGAAGAUCCACUGCAGCUGAACGUGCCAUCGGCCAUUGGCGACAUCCAGCCGCACGAGAUUGAGUACGAGGAGAUGGACAUCAAGGAAGUGAUCGGCUCUGGUGGCUUCUGCAAGGUGCAUCGCGGAUACUACGAUGGCGAGGAGGUGGCCAUCAAGAUCGCCCACCAAACGGGAGACGAUGAUAUGCAACGGAUGCGCGACAAUGUACUCCAGGAAGCGAAACUCUUCUGGGCCCUCAAGCACGAGAAUAUUGCGGCCCUGCGCGGCGUCUGCCUCAAGACGAAGCUCUGCCUUGUGAUGGAGUAUGCCCGCGGCGGCAGCCUCAAUCGCAUUCUGGCCGGCAAGAUACCGCCAGAUGUUCUGGUCAACUGGGCCAUACAAAUUGCCCGAGGCAUGAACUAUCUGCACAACGAGGCACCCAUGUCUAUUAUACACCGCGACCUCAAGUCCUCCAAUGUCCUCAUCUACGAGGCCAUCGAGGACAACCAUCUGCAGCAGAAGACGCUUAAGAUCACGGACUUUGGACUCGCCCGCGAAAUGUACAACACGCAGAGGAUGAGCGCUGCGGGCACCUAUGCCUGGAUGCCGCCCGAGGUGAUCAGUGUCAGCACGUACUCCAAAUCCUCGGAUGUUUGGAGUUAUGGCGUGCUGCUGUGGGAGCUAAUAACUGGCGAGACGCCGUACAAGGGCUUUGAUCCAUUGUCCGUGGCGUAUGGCGUGGCUGUCAAUACCCUGACAUUGCCCAUACCAAAAACAUGCCCCGAAACCUGGGGUUCUCUAAUGAAGAGCUGCUGGCAAACGGAUCCGCACAAACGACCCGGCUUCAAGGAAAUACUCAAGCAACUGGAGAGCAUUGCCCGCUCCAAGUUCACGCUGACGCCGCAGGAGUCCUUUCACUAUAUGCAGGAGUGCUGGAAGAAGGAGAUAGCCGAGGUCCUGCACGAUUUGCGCGAAAAAGAAAAGCGUUUCCAAACCAUCGAAGAGGAACUGCGCAACAAGGAGGAGCAGCUGCUGCAGGUGCAGAACGAGCAGCGCGAGAAGGCGACCCUCCUCAAGAUACGGGAACAAAAUCUGCGGGAGCGAGAGAUAGAGCUGAUUGGACGGGAGUUGGUGAUGAUGCAGCCAGUACCAAAACGAAAGCCCAAAAAGGGUAAAAAGCAGAACAAGCCGCUGCAGAUAUCUUUGCCCACGGAAUUUCGGCACACCAUCACGGCCGUGCGCGACAAGGCAGAGCCGCCUGGCUCACCAUCCUUCUCCGGAUUACGACUCGUUGCACUCACUGAUGGGCAUAAGGGCAAGACUUGGGGACCAUCGACGAUGCACCAGAGGGAGCGCUCGCUGCUGCCAUCGCAGCUGGGCGGCGGCCAGCCGGAGUGGCCAGCACAGACCUCUACCCACUCAUCGUUCAGCAAGAGUGCACCCAAUCUGGACAAAAGCAAGCAUCCGGGUCAGCAGGGUACGGGCCAGGCCAUGCAUCAUCCGUCAUCGGCCUCGGCAUCGUCGACGCCACCGCCCCAGCAGCAGCAGCAGCAGCUGGCCGGGCAUAAUAUGGCCAUCGCCAUGACUGUGGCUGUGGCUGGUGCUGGUGCUGCGACCACGUCGUCCUUUUAUGGUGGCGAGGCGGCUGGCAGGGCCACAGGUAUACCAUUGCCAUAUUUUCUAACGCGCCCCAACCACAACAACAUCUCCACCACAACCUUCACCACCACCACCAACAACAACAUCAACAACAACAACAACUUUAACUCCGCCAACAACAACAGCAACAACAAUAAGAGCAACCAACAACAACAACAACAACAAAUGAUUAACAAUAGCAAUAGCAACAAUAAUAAUAGUAAUAAUAAUAAUAAUAGUAGUAGCUGUAACCAGAGUAAAACUAAUCCGAUAAUGCUGCCCACAUCCUCGAGCGCAUUCUCAUCUGCAUCAUCAUCCAUCAUCAUUCACUCGAACGCCCCAUUGCCCCACUCCAACACCAACAUCAACACCACCACCAACUGCAGCCACAACCAGAUCCGCAACAACAGCAGCCACACCAACCAGAGCAACAGCAACCACAGCCAAAGCAAAUCAUCAGCCAAAUUUUACCAUCGAGCCAGGAGUCAAGAGUGCGGACUGGACAGUGCGGCAACGGCGUAUCAGCUGCCUAGCACGCCGCUGUUUCCGGUAUCUGAUGACAGCUCCGAGACGGACACGGUGACACCCACCACGGGCUGUUUUCAUUUCCUCAAGUCCGGUAACUCGGGGUCCGCUGGUGCCAACAGCAACAGUGGAGCAGCAGCCAUCGGCUCGGGCGUGAGUCUGAUACGUUUCGGUGGCAGCCUCGGUAACAGCCCGGCGGUGGGCCGGAAGAAGCAUUCACUGGACAGCAGCCACCCGCAGGCGGCCACCACUAGCCUGGCCCUGCCGCUGGAGGCGAGGGGCGAGAAUAAUACCUACGAUCGGGCCUUCUACCGCGAAGUGGUGAAGAAAAUCAACGCCAGCAGUGAGCGGGUAAACUCCAAGUCGAGCGGAGAUCUCACCAUGUACAACUGCAGCACACCGCUGACCACGACCAUGGCGGAUCCCUUGGGCCUGGACUACGAAGAUGCGGAGGAGGCCUUCGAGGGCGGGGGAGGACGCUUUCAGCGGAAUGCCUCUGGAUCACAGUUCCCGCGGCAUUGCUUCUUCAAGGAGCCAAACAACAGUCGGCCGCCGGAGAGCUCCAGCGACGAGGAGGAGGAGGCGGUGGACGAUAACGAUGAGCGCGGACAGGAGGAAACGUCGAUGGACACGUCGUCGGCCUCGAGCACGGUGCGCCAGAACUCGACCACUUCGCGCAAGAGCUCGGUGACAUUUCAGAGCGUCAGCUUCGAGGAACCAACACCCACUAGCACGGGCACUGCCAAAGCCGAUCCCUAUGCGUCCAGUGCAUCGAUCAGCUUCUCCACCUCCUCCUCCUCGACGGGUGGCCAUGGGGAUGGUAACGAUGUCGUCAGGCAUGAGCAGGCCAUGGCUAUGGCGACAGGAAGCCAGAACGGCUACAAUAUGCAGGAGAACUCCAUACUGGCCACACGACGCAUGCUGGACGUCCAGCCCCAUCCGGAUGUGAUCAAGAUGAAGCAGCAUCUGCUGGAGGAGGAACAGCGCCAGCACAGCAAGAACCAAAAGAAGCAGCGGCCCAAGCACAUAGCCAAAUCCAAGUCCGUUGAGACGACCGCCGAGCCGCAGAAAUCUGGCCACCAUAACCAUCAUUCCUCCAGCUCUAACAAAAUACGCUCCUUGAUGAAUAUCUUUUCGCGCUCGAAGAAGAAGUACAGCAAGCUGUCGGAGCAUUCCAUGGGCAGGGGCCCUCACAUGGGUAGCACCGAGUUCAGUGCCAUCGAUCCCUACGAGGCUGCCGAUCUGGCGCUGAUGGCCCGAGGCGGCGGCGGCACCAGUCGCACCCUCAAGCGCAAGAGUAAGAAGCCCCAGACGCAAUCCUGUGAGCAGUUGGAACGCUGCUGAUGCGGAUGAGAGAGAUGAUAGGUGAUCUAGGUGUGUUGGUGUUGGUGUUAGAGUUGAAGUUGGAUCUCUGGAUCCCGAUUAACCUCGCUGCCUGGUGCACAUCCAUGCUCACCCACACACGAAACACUUGGACACAGCCGCACACAAAACGCAUCAAUUGCUCAUUGUUUUAUAUUAAAACCCUAAAAUAAGCCAGAACCCGAAAAAAAAGAACCCCGAUCACAUAUCCGAUUGCAUCGUCCGAUUGAUCCGAAAGACGGGCGACAGAUAGAUAGAUAGAUCUAGCAGGAACCUUCUCCCAUUAAGUGCUGCUUCGCAUUAUGAAGGGAAGACAUCAACUGCCAACUAAAGGCCCACGAAUCGGUUACUAACGAAAGCAAAUCGAAGCAAUAUUCGGCCAGAUCAGAGAUGGAGGAGACCAAACGGUUCGUAAUUAGUCCAGUGAUUUGUAUGAGGUAUUAGAGGAAAAAGUUCAUGGAUUGACCACUGAAAGACGAAGGUGAAUCGCUCAUUGGAAAUAUCAGAACUUUGAAGGAUUCACCAUUGAAGGGUAUUUGAAAGCAGCAGAAUAAGGAAGAUGACAGACGUAGGUAGAUGUUUAAAGGAAACGACUGUAGCAAGGACGAAAACUUUCAAGGAGGGACCAUCAAGUGGAUGAUUUUUUUGCCAUUAAAGCGUUAUUGGGGGACGUAGGAUACUAACACAUCCCAUUAAGAUGCAUGGGACGAUGGCAAAUUAUUUCAAGCUAAAUCAAUAUUUAUAAAUGUUUGACGACUUGAAUUAACCUUAAGG
Messenger RNA from Drosophila guanche, 5193 nucleotides. RefSeq names its product mitogen-activated protein kinase kinase kinase (gene slpr). The transcript is spliced from 9 exons. The coding region runs from base 634 to 4401 and encodes 1255 amino acids. The record is from RefSeq and is a predicted model, not a curated record. Gene Ontology annotation, molecular function: protein binding; JUN kinase kinase kinase activity; ATP binding. NCBI's taxonomy places the organism in Eukaryota, Metazoa, Arthropoda, Insecta, Diptera, Drosophilidae. Gene Ontology annotation, biological process: protein phosphorylation.